Molecule: messenger RNA, 186 nt
Organism: Ostreococcus lucimarinus CCE9901
Lineage: Eukaryota; Viridiplantae; Chlorophyta; Mamiellophyceae; Mamiellales; Bathycoccaceae
Exons: 1
Coding region: 1-186 (61 amino acids)
Biological process (GO): RNA splicing
Cellular component (GO): precatalytic spliceosome
Source: RefSeq, a predicted model, not a curated record
AUGCGCAUGAUGGGAUUCGGAGGAUUCGGCACGACGCAAGGCAAGCACGUGGAGGAUGAGUUCGCCAACGCGUCGGCGGUGCAAAAGAAGACGAAGCGGCAAGCCAGGCAAUACAUGAAUCGCGUCGGCGGCUUCAAUAGACCUUUGCCCGCGGAAGUCACUGGGCAGCGCCAAAAUAGGACAUAG